UGUUCGUGCAAAAUGGCGGAAAUGGAAAGAAUUUUUCUGGUUUUGUGAAUAUUCAAUUGGAUUUUGGCUAUGUCUCGCCUAGCCGACUACUUCGUCAUAGUAGGAUACGACCAUGAAAAAGAACGGAGUGGGAUAAAGCAAGGAAAGAUCAUCCAGCGGUACCCUCAGAAAGACUGGGAGGACACACCGUUCAACCAGGGUAUCGAGCUGUUUUGCCAGCCGGCAGGAUGGUCUCUGUCCAUGCAUCGGCAGCCUCCCAAGUUCUUUGUGUCGGUACUGACGGACAUCGAUGCCGACCGCCAUUACUGCGCCUGCCUCACCUUCACCGAGCCCGUUGCCAUGCCGACCAGCAAGCCGGACGAUGAGGAUGCGGAGCGGGAUGAUGGAGGCCUGGUACAUGGCGCACUAAUGUUUGCACCCAAGUCUCUCGCAUUGGUCUCUAGGCUUGACUACUACGAAACCUUCAGGAACUGUAUAGGGAUCAUCUACACAGUGUACAUAGAGAACAUGCCCAUACAGCUGGAGACGUUGGUCGGCAACAUCCUUGGCUGCAUUCAAGUCCCUUCCCCAGGCGGCCCACAAGUUCGCUUUAGCAUCGGUGCUGGUGAUCGGCAGGCACUCCAGCCACCACUGUCAUCUAGUCUCCCUGUUACGCAUACAUCCGUGUACACGUUUUUUCAUCAGAUGGGUAUCCACAACUCGCUGACAUUGCUGUCAGCAAUACUGUCGGAUCACAAGGUGCUGUUCUUGUCAGAGAGCUACUCAAGACUAACAGAUGCGAGCCAUGCCCUUGUCUCGCUCUGCUUUCCACUUAAGUACAGCUAUGUGUAUAUUCCGCUGCUGCCGGCCGCACUGCUCGAGGUUCUAAGCACACCGACGCCGUUCAUCAUGGGUGUUCACUCAUCACUGAAGAAUGACAUUGCAGACAUGCUGGAUGUGAUUGUUGCGGAUCUGGAUGGCGGCAGCAUAAGCCUUCCUGAGCACAUCACUGCACCGAAGAUCCCAGACCCUGCCUACUCCAGAUCUCUUCGCUCACUUUUCACUGUGUUACAUCCAGAUUUGCAGAUUGCUGACUAUGCAUUUCCAUCAUCCCACGUGCGAGCUACCACUCCAACUAUGCUGGACAAGGAGAUCAGAGCUGUGUUCUUGCGUAUGUUCGCAGAACUGUUGCUUGGCUAUCGAUCCUGUCUCACUGUCAUACGUAUCCAUCCAGAACCCUUCAUCACGUUCCACAAGGCAAUGUUCCUCGGUCACAGAGGUAUGGUGGAGGAUGAGUUCAUGAACAAGGUGCUUGACAGCAUGUCGUUCAACACGUUUGUCAGCGAGCGCGGACCACCGUACAAAACACUCGACAUGUUGGAUGAGCUGUACGCGUCGAUUGAGAGAAUGCUGAGGGAGGAGGAGGAGAACCCUGAUCGGAUGCUCAAGAAUGUGCACGAACUAGCGCAGCAGCUUUACAUCAACGAGAAUCCGAAUCCACAGCCUUACGUGCAGAAGAUUCCACGGCCAACAGAGGGCUCUCACCUUCGCAUCCAUCAACCGAUGUUCCCCGUCAUCGACUGGGUUCAGGUUCAGGAUAUCGUCGACGAGGGCGUGUCGAAGCAGAACAUCAAGUCACGGUUGAAUCAGGCGCGGCCGCAGCAGCUGAAGAUGGUGCCGAUGGGACCAGACAUCGUGGCGAUCGGUCAGCGCCAGAUGGCGGUCGACAGCAGUACUAGACGGCUCGAGGUGCUGCGAAACUGUGUUAACUGCAUCUUCGAAAACAAGAUCGCGGAUGCGCGGAAGACGUUCCCGGCGGUGCUGAGGACUCUGAAGAGUAAGACGGCGCGUCUGGCGUUGACGCACGAGUUUGCGUUGCAUGUGCAGAGCAACCGUGCCAUGCUCGAACACCAGCAGUUUGAUCUCGUCGUGAGGCUCAUCAACUGCGCUCUGCAGAAUGACUCACCGAUGGACGAGCACGGUGUAGCCGCAGCUUUCCUGCCUCUAGUCACAGCUUUCUGUAGAAAACUCUGUACAGGCGUGAUACAGUUUGCAUACACCUGUAUCCAGGACCACCCCGUGUGGUCGAACGUACAGUUCUGGGAGCAGACGUUCUAUUCUGACGUGGAACGUCACAUCCGCCUCCUCUAUGUGGCGCCACAGGAGGGCCUCAUCGCUGAUGCAGAGCCAGCACUAGCGCCAUCUAGUCCUAGAGAGAAGCAAUCACCACUGGGCAGCAACUGGGGUGCUGAUGCCUUCCGGACUGGCAUCACGGCCGAGAACAGGCGAUCUGUCCUAAUGCGACCGCCACAGAAAAAAGCCUUAGAGAUUGCAGCCGAGCAGAUGCGCAUGUGGCCUCACUUGAGUCCGGAGGAGCAACAGGAGUGCAUACAGAAUGAAGAGUCGACCGUCUACAGUCAGGCGAUACACUAUGCAAACCGUAUCGUCUACUUGCGGGUGCCGCUUGACAUCUCCAAGGGAAUCCGCUCACCGAUGUCAUUCGAAGAGAGCACCAGCAACAGUAACUUCACAAAUAGCGUUGCUGAGAGUGACAGCUUUGAUGCGGAAUCUGGUUUUGAGGAGGACACAUCUGAGGUUGGUGCGCAGAUUAUUCGCUUCUGCUCGCGCUUCGUGGACAAGGUCUGCACAGAAGCCGGCGUCACAAACGAACACAUCCAGUCUCUCCACCAGAUGGUACCAGGUGUUGUUACUAUGCACAUUGAAACGCUUGAAGCUGUGUUCAGAGAAUGUAAGCGAUUGCCACCUAUACAGAAGCCCAAGAUACUGACACCAAGCCUGCUUAGUGGAGAAGAGAUAGUCAUGGGCGGACUUCGUGUCUUCCUUGUGCCUGAUGGACGUGACGUUGCAACGGGUGCUAACGGCGGACCACAGCUCCUGCCAGCAGAGGGCGCCAUAUUCCUCACGACUUACCGUGUUAUCUUCAAGGGCACACCCUGUGAUCCUUUCGCCUGCGAGCAGAUUGUGAUAAGAUGCUUCCCCAUCGUGUCGCUGACUAAGGAGAAGAAGAUUGGCAGUCAGUACUUGACCCACAUAGAGCAGACAAUGGCAGAAGGGCUUCAACUUAGAUCCAAUACAUUCCAGUUGAUCAAGGUUGCAUUUGAUGAGGAAGUGGACUCUGAGAAUAUAGAACACUUUCGCAAGAUGCUACAUCGGGUGUCGAUGCCACAGACUGUCUACCAGAUGUUUAGCAACAUUGCUGCCCAGCCCCCAACCCCUCUGCAUCGCGAAAAAAUGGCGAAAAAUGCUACGCUCAAGGCAAUGGCGAAAAAGACGAUCACAAAGACGGCGCGUCGCGUCGGUCUGAAGCAGAAGCAGUCGUCGAAGCGGCAGAAGUACGUGUUGCCGACGCCCGUCAUCCCCCGCCGCAUCGUCACAAUGUCGCAGACGUCGUACGAGAGCGACGCGUCGGCCAGCGGCGGUGAACGCCCGCUCAGCUCCAACUUUGAGGACGAACUCUCCGUAAUAGAUGAGGUUGGAACGGAUCACCCAUUUGCGAUGUUGCAGCGCUCAAACACCCUCGAAAAACUCAUUGAUAGAUGCUACUGCAAGGACUACCAAAGACUUGGCUUUCUCCACCAGUCUGCCGGGAUGUCUGUGUUCCCGUCUAAAAUCUCCGGAUCGUAUGAUCGCAAUCGCCUCUCGCCGAGAGGAGGGUCCAGAUGGGUGCACAACUUGCCAGGUCUCGGCACAAUCGGCAGCAACCUGACGCGGACCAAGAGCGAGUCGUUCCGCAUAUCGACGGUCAACGUCAACUACACGGUGUGUCGCACGUAUCCAGCCGCGAUCGUCGUGCCGUCAGCGAUCUCAGACGACAGCAUAGUGAAGCUGGCCAAGACGCACCGGCACAACAGGUAA
Messenger RNA from Priapulus caudatus, 3855 nucleotides. RefSeq names its product myotubularin-related protein 13-like. The transcript has 28 exons. The coding region runs from base 70 to 3855 and encodes 1261 amino acids. Gene Ontology annotation, biological process: regulation of Rab protein signal transduction. The record is from RefSeq and is a predicted model, not a curated record. Gene Ontology annotation, cellular component: cytoplasmic vesicle. Lineage: Eukaryota; Metazoa; Priapulida; Priapulimorpha; Priapulimorphida; Priapulidae.